AUGUUAGCCGUCGCGUCCGGUAUCGUUCGAGGCACUAUGCCAACGGCCUCCAUGACGGACGAAUUGGCCACAGAAAAAGAAAGAACCGUGUCAGCAAACGAGCAGAUGGACCACCUGACGGCAAACAAUCAGCGCCGCCCAUGGACACCCGCAACGGAGGAGUUACGAGUGCGUUGCCGACCCUUUAGGGACCAGGGAUUUGGAGAUUUAGGCAUUGAGGGGAAAUUGAGGGAGGGGAAGGACCGGGCCCCCGAGAGCAAGCUGCCCGGCUCCAUCGAGGAGUGCCACAAGCAGAUUGAGACUCUCACCAAUGACCUCAACACACUACAGAACUGA
Molecule: messenger RNA, 336 nt
Organism: Spodoptera exigua (beet armyworm)
Lineage: Eukaryota; Metazoa; Arthropoda; Insecta; Lepidoptera; Noctuidae
Source: the annotation of a GenBank genome assembly